Molecule: messenger RNA, 950 nt
Organism: Peromyscus leucopus (white-footed mouse)
Lineage: Eukaryota; Metazoa; Chordata; Mammalia; Rodentia; Cricetidae
Gene: Csnk2b
Product: casein kinase 2 beta
Exons: 7
Coding region: 169-816 (215 amino acids)
Cellular component (GO): cytoplasm; protein kinase CK2 complex
Molecular function (GO): protein kinase regulator activity
Source: RefSeq, a predicted model, not a curated record
GCGCGUGGCCCUCUCUCCCCCACCCUCGCCAGUUUCCACUUCCCCCCCCUCCCCACUUGGCCUGCGGCGGUCGGGUCGGCUUCCUGCGCCGUAGCGGACGCUGCCGUUCGAAGCACAACUCCCCUUCCCCGCCCCAGUCCCAGCCCCCGUCCGGCCGCCGACGUAAAGAUGAGUAGCUCUGAGGAGGUGUCCUGGAUUUCCUGGUUCUGUGGGCUCCGUGGUAAUGAAUUCUUCUGUGAGGUGGAUGAGGACUACAUCCAGGACAAGUUUAACCUUACUGGACUCAAUGAGCAGGUGCCACACUACCGACAAGCUCUAGACAUGAUCUUGGACCUGGAGCCUGAUGAAGAGUUGGAAGACAACCCCAACCAGAGUGACCUGAUUGAACAGGCAGCGGAGAUGCUUUAUGGGUUGAUCCACGCCCGCUACAUCCUCACCAACCGAGGCAUCGCCCAAAUGUUGGAAAAGUACCAGCAGGGAGACUUUGGCUACUGUCCUCGCGUGUACUGUGAGAACCAGCCGAUGCUUCCCAUCGGCCUUUCGGACAUCCCAGGCGAGGCCAUGGUGAAACUGUACUGCCCCAAGUGCAUGGACGUGUACACACCCAAAUCAUCGAGGCACCAUCACACAGACGGCGCCUACUUCGGCACUGGUUUCCCUCACAUGCUCUUCAUGGUGCAUCCGGAGUACCGACCCAAACGACCUGCCAACCAGUUUGUACCCAGGCUCUACGGUUUCAAGAUUCAUCCAAUGGCUUACCAGCUGCAGCUCCAAGCCGCCAGCAACUUCAAGAGCCCAGUCAAGACGAUUCGCUGAUCCCCACCCACCUUCCUGUCUUCGACACCACCGGUCCUUUGCUGCCGCCCUUUCCGGAAGUCUAUGGUUUUUAGUUUCACUUAAAGGAAUUGUUACUGUGGUGGAAUAUGAAAUAAAGUGGAAGAAAAGGCCAU